UGUGUGCGAACCAGCUUUGCUACGAACGGAGAGAGGAAGUGGAAAAAAAAAGCACAAAGAUUUUCCAGUGAAUUUCUUUAUCUUCUAAAACACUCCGUCAUUUCCAAUGCAUUAGCAGCAGCAGCAGUUUUUCGACGAAGAGAUUGUCUUCACCGUAAACAAUCAACCAAGAGAAACGUACGAGAUCUUCAUAGAAAACUGUUCAGGUGGUUGUGGCAGAAAGUCUUUAUGCAAAAUCUGAAGGCAAAAUGGUUUUGGAAACAAAUCGUCUGGUGAAUGGGGAUUCAGAGAUGAGUCUUCACAAACAAAGUCAUGGAGUUUCACGUAAUGGCAUUAUUGGAAGACAUGAAAGCUUAGGUUCUAAUGGAACUCGUGCUAGUUGUAGUUAUGAUGAAAUUUCUGGUGAUGAAGAUAUCCUAACAACACCCUCCAGAGACAUGAAUGGCACUAUGGAUGUGGACACAUUUCCUGAUGUUGUUGUAUCAAGAAAGACAAAGCAGAGAGAAAUGACUUCUCAAGAUAUGUACAACAACCAAGACUUGUUUGAUGAUGACGAUGAUGACAGUGAUUGGGAGCCUCUACAAAAGCGUGUGCAUAUCAUGAAGUGGUUUUGUACCAACUGCACGAUGGUUAAUCUCAAUGAUGUUGUUCAUUGUGAUAUAUGUGGAGAACAUAAAGAAUCUGGUAUCUUGAGGCAUGGAUUUCUUGCUUCGCCAUUUUCACAAGAUGCAGGUGUUACUGAGGUCCAGACACAAGUGAAGGGGAGAAACAAAGACACUUAUGUACAAUAUUCAUCCUCAAACAGUUGCACAGCAGUUGGUUUUGAUGAAAGAAUGUUGCUACAUUCAGAAAUUGAAAUGAAGUCACAUCCGCAUCCAGAAAGACCUGAUCGCCUGCGAGCUAUAGCUGCUAGCCUUGCCACUGCUGGUAUAUUUCCUGGAAGAUGCUACCCAAUUCCUGCAAGAGAAAUUACGCAACAAGAACUUCAGAUGGUUCAUUCCUUGGAGCAUGUUCAGGCUGUAGAACUUACAAGCCGUAUUUUCUCUAGCUACUUCACUCCUGACACAUAUGCUAAUGAGCAUUCAGCUUGUGCUGCUAGGCUUGCAGCAGGAUUGUGUGCUGAUCUUGCUUCAGCAAUUUUUUCUGGACCUGCCAAAAAUGGUUUUGCUUUGGUUCGACCUCCUGGCCAUCAUGCUGGUAUAAAACAAGCAAUGGGAUUCUGCCUCCACAAUAAUGCAGCAAUUGCUGCAUUAGCUGCUCAGGUCGCUGGUGCCAAGAAAGUGCUAAUAGUCGACUGGGAUGUUCAUCAUGGAAAUGGCACUCAAGAAAUAUUUGAGCAGAACAAAUCGGUAUUGUACAUAUCCUUGCAUAGACACGAGGGAGGAAAGUUUUAUCCUGGCACUGGAGCAGUUAAUGAGAUCGGUACUGAAGGUGCAGCAGGAUAUUGUGUAAAUAUUCCAUGGAGUCGUGGAGGGGUUGGCGAUAAUGAUUACAUUUUUGCAUUUCAGCAUGUUGUGCUACCUAUAGCUGCUGAAUUUGCGCCUGAUUUCACCAUCAUAUCUGCUGGAUUUGAUGCAGCAAGGGGUGAUCCUUUGGGCUGUUGUGAUGUAACUCCAGCUGGCUAUGCACAGAUGACUCAUAUGUUGUAUACUAUCUGCAGGGGAAAGCUGCUCGUAAUUCUUGAGGGCGGCUAUAAUCUACGCUCCAUAUCAUCUUCUGCUACUGCAGUGAUUAAGGUACUGCUGGGUGAAAGCUCUGAAUUCGAAUUAGGCAAUACUGUCCCUUCUAAAGCUGGCUUGCAAACUGUUCUGGAAGUCUUGAAGAUUCAGAUGCACCAUUGGUCUUCUCUGGAGUCUAGUUUUGCAAAAUUGCAGUCGCAAUGGGAAGCAUACUGUUCUGAGAAUAAAAAAGAACAAAUUAAAAAGAGACGGAAGACUGCAGCACCAAUAUGGUGGAAAUGGGGGAGAAAGAGCUUAUUGUAUCAUUUACUUAGCGGGAAUCUUCGUGUAAGAUCAACAGCGGCUGUCUAGAUCAAUCUUCUCCUUGCUCAUCCCUUUCUUGUCCUUCACUUUUGUGAAUUUUUGUAUCAGUAGUUGCAAUAUACAACUUGUUUAGGAUACUGCGUCUAACUUGUACCAUCUCCUUUUUGUUGCUUUGGUUAAAGAAUCAAUGGUUCCAUUUAUUUAUUUAUGGGUGAAUUACCUUAGGGUUUGUCGUUAGUUGCCCAACUCGUUCUGUAUUUUGACAAUUACAUAAAAAAACUUUUUAACUUUUAUUUUUA
Hevea brasiliensis (rubber tree) is the source of this 2281-nucleotide messenger RNA. RefSeq names its product histone deacetylase 15. The record is from RefSeq and is a predicted model, not a curated record. Gene Ontology annotation, cellular component: histone deacetylase complex. Lineage: Eukaryota; Viridiplantae; Streptophyta; Magnoliopsida; Malpighiales; Euphorbiaceae. Gene Ontology annotation, molecular function: histone deacetylase activity. Gene Ontology annotation, biological process: chromatin organization. The transcript has 18 exons. Bases 249 to 2030 code for a protein of 593 amino acids.